AUGCCUAGCCUCCGAGGCAUCGAGAUUUCCAUCUCUACGAGCCCAGACGAUGAACGAAUCCCCGAGUACCCGCAUCCAGAAGGUUCAAGAUGUCCAGCUCGUAGCUUCUCUCAGACUGUUCCCGACGAUAUACCCAAGAGCUUGGCCACGACCUUUCACCCAACCCCGGCUCAGUACCACAAGUAUGGCCCGUCAGUGUCUGUCUACAUUCCAUCUGUUUCUGGAACCCGUUUCUCAAUCAACUAUGCCGUCAACGCUCCGCCGCCUUCCCCUUGCAAGUUUGUUUUCUUUCGACUCUACAUGAACGCCAGGCCCAUUUCCGCCUGGGGGAUUGAACCAGCUGUCAAGGAUAAUGGAAGGGUAGUCAAGUCCCUCUGGGCGCCAACAUCUCGAUACAUGGACCAAGUCGGGAUCGAAAGCCGCAACUUCGUCUUCUUGCCAGGCCAGGAGCACAAAUCUGUGGCAGAGGAUGGCGGUUUGAUUGAGAUACAAGCCUUUCGCGCUAAAGCACGGCGGGCUAGAGCUCCAAAGCUGGAAGAAUAUCGACUCCAAGACAACUAUGGCAUAGCGGUUGGUCUUGUUGAACAACCUCAAGACAUGUGUUACUACACCUUCAUAUUGAUGGAUCCCAAGGAGUCACCCUUUGCCUCGUUCCGUUUUCACUACCGCACCUGGAGUAACCUCGAGCAGCUGAACUUGAUCCCCACAAAGGAGCUCGACUUUCUCCGAAACAUCUCGCCAAACACAAAGCGUGAUAGCGGCCCAAGUAUCGACUCCACCGAGAACGGUUCAUCGGAAGAGGUUCGGUCUCCUUUGGAGAAUUCGGAUGAGGCAGUCUUUGACGACAGCGAAGAGGUGGAACAAGAAAACGUCUUGCGUCGCAAACCCUCGGUCUACGUGCUCAACACGCCACCCGAGCGGUUCCAGGUUUCCACAUCCAAGGCUGUGCUGCCCCAGCCGAGCAAAGCACUUAGGGAUUGCUACCGUGAGUCGUAUCUCCAGCGCCCUCUGCCAGAACUCCCCAUUCACCAGCUUUCUGGCAGACCUUCACGACGAUCCUCGGCUGCAUCUGCCGUCUCUGCAGUGUCGGGAGCUCCCUCAAUAACGCCUUCGCUUUGCCAACAUAUCGACGAUGACUCUUUUAGUUUGGAUAACACCGAGUUUGGCGUUGCAGCGAUGGCGAAGAGGGUUAGGUCGCCCGAGUCUGUGAGGCAGCUUGUCACCCCUGAGGCGGAUGAGAUAGUUGAUGUUGGCAACGAAGAGGAGUAUUCGAUUUCUAAUUAUGAAAUGUCGCCUCUUUCGACGAAUGGAUCGAUCACCGAGUCGAGGUUGUCUCCUGGGGGGUAUUACCCGAUGACGGGAAGCAAGUUUGAUAAUGGACUGGCGAGUUUUUCGCCACCGCAUCGACACCAAGCUGCUUACCCGCUCAGGCAGUAUACCAGGCCGCCGUCGGUGUCGUUUUUCCAUCCUCAGCAGGAGAAUCAUCAUCAGAAUAUUGAUCAGUUGAUCACUCAGCAGGAGACGCUGACGUUGACGGAGGCGCAGUGGAUGAGCCGCAGUCCUUCUCCUCCACAGACGACGCAAGGAGGAGAUGAUGGGAGACGACGUGUUUGGAGCCCGAAGGCGGCGGAGAGGGUUGGCAGUAGGGGGGGCCUUUUUUCUGGGUUGAAGAAGAAGAAGUUUAGUGCUUCACCUAGGAAGCUUGCGCAGAUGGUUAGGAGGAGGGAGGUCUCUGUUGGUGAUAAGGGGGAGACGGGGAGUGAAGGGAGUGGGGAGAGGGUUGGGAACUGGAUUUGA
This is a messenger RNA of Podospora anserina S mat+, 1797 nucleotides long. RefSeq lists its product as uncharacterized. NCBI's taxonomy places the organism in Eukaryota, Fungi, Ascomycota, Sordariomycetes, Sordariales, Podosporaceae. The transcript has 3 exons. The coding region runs from base 1 to 1797 and encodes 598 amino acids. The record is from RefSeq and is a predicted model, not a curated record.